AAAUUAUGCAGCAGGAAGUGAGGCCGUUGGUGGCAGCGGACAUAAUAGAGCAGCUUCACAGACAGUUUGCCAUUCUUUCAGGAGGCCGAGGUAAGGAUGGCGCCCCCAUCAUCACUUUUCCAGAGUUUGUGGGCUUCACACGCAUCCCUGAGGAGGACUUCCUGAACGUGCUCACCUACCUGACGAGCAUCCCCAGUGUGGAGGCUGCCAGUGUCGGAUUUGUCAUUGUCAUCGACAGGCGGCGGGACAAGUGGAGCUCUAUAAAGGCAUCCUUGAUGCGAAUAGCUGUGGCAUUUCCGGGAAACCUGCAGCUCAUCUUCAUCCUCCGCCCAACCCACUUCCUCCAGAGGACAUUCAUGGACCUCGGCAUCAAGUACUAUCGAGAUGAAUUCCGAAUGAAGGUGCCGAUCAUCAUGUUAAACUCCGUCUCCGACCUGCACAGCUACAUCGACAAAAGCCAGCUGACUCAGGAGCUAGGGGGAACUUUGGAGUAUCGCCACAGCCAGUGGCUCAGUCAUCGCACUGCCAUAGAAAAUUUUGCCCUGACGUUGAAGACCACUGCGCAGAUGCUGCAGACGUUCGGGACCUGCCUGGCCACGGCAGAGCUGCCCAAAGGCAUGCUGCCCACCGAAGAUCUUCUUAUGUCACACACCCAGCAGCAGGACAAGGUGCAGGAUGAGCUGAAAUUACUUGGAGAGCAAGGGGCCACAUUACUGUCAUGUGUCCAAGACCCAGCAACAAAAAGUUUCACCAGCAAACUCAAUCCCAGUGAACUUGAGAAUAUAGCUACCAUGGAAAGGUUAUUGGUUCAAUUGGGUGAAACAGAAAAAGCCUUCAAUGAGUUUUGGUUUGAGCAUCACCUCAAGCUUAACCAAUGCCUACAGCUACAGCGCUUUGAGCACAAUUUUUGUAAGGUGAAGCUCACCUUGGACCAUCUGCUGGAAGAGCAAGCAGAGUUGACAGCCAUCGGAGACAGCGUGGUACACGUGGAGCAGCUUCUUAAGGAGCACAGACAGCUGGAGGACAAAGGCCAGGCCAAGGCCCAGAAAGUCCUGCAGAAGCUUGCUGAUGUGCAGGAAAUAUUUCACAAGAGAAAAGAGAGCCUCAUGAAGCUGGCAGCCAAGCAGACCCGCCCGGUGCAGCCUGUAGCCCCCCAUCCUGAGUCCUCCCCGAAAUGGGUGUCACCAAGGCCCAGCCAGCCCUCUGUUUUCGCCGCUCCGCAAAGAUCGGCUGAGGAACCUGCUCUGGAGACAGAUGUGGCCGCCCCAGAAAAGGAAGAUGAUGAGAUGAAACUUGAAGUGAAGAAUGAAGAAACACUUGAAAGGAAUCAGAGCAACAGGGGAAGCUCUGAGGGACAGCAGCUGGCGGGAGAAGACCUGUCCCUGUCCCCCAGCAGGCGCCUGCUACGUGAUUUGCUCGAGACGGAAGAGACCUAUAUAAAGGAAAUGAAGGGCAUCAUUGAUGGCUACAUCACUCCAAUGGAUUUUAUUUGGCUAAAGCAUCUGAUUCCAGAUAUUUUGCAGAACAACAAGGACUUUCUUUUUGGGAACAUUCAGGAGCUUUACGAAUUUCACAACAGGACUUUUCUAAAAGACUUGGAAAAGUGUGCAGAAAACCCUAAACUUCUGGCAUGUUGUUUUCUCAACAGAAAAGAAGACCUCCAGAUGUAUUUUAAAUACCAUAAGAACCUGCCGCGUGCACGGGCGGUCUGGCAAGAGUGUCAGGACUGCGCUUACUUUGGGGUGUGCCAGCGCCAACUGGACCACAGCCUCCCUCUUUUUAAGUAUCUUAAAGGACCAAGCCAGAGACUGAGAAAAUAUCAGACGCUACUGAAGGGUCUGCUGGAUCUGGAGUCUCCUGAAGAUGUGGAGGUCGACCCAGAAGAAAGCCCGACUGAGGACAUGCCAAAGAAGACCGAGGACUCUGGCCCCUCCUCCAGACUCCACCAAGCUCUGGCAGUGAUUGAGGACCUGAUCAAGUCUUGUGAGUUGGCUGCAGACCUCGCCACUGUAUCUGGAUGUCCGGAUGAUAUCGAAAAGCUGGGCAAGCUGGUGAUGGACGGGCCAUUCAGCGUCUGGACCAUUCACAAGGAGCGCCACAAAGUGAAGGAUCUGAUUAGGUUUAAGCCCAGCCAAAGGCAGAUCUACCUGUUUGAACGGGGCAUUGUGUUCUGUAAGAUUCGAAUGGAGCCUGGUGACCGAGGCUUGUCACCUCACUACAGCUUUAAGAAGGCUCUGAAGUUGGUGACACUUUCAAUUCACCAGCUUGGAAGAGGGAGCAAUAAGAAGUUUGAAAUUGCCCCCCGAAAUGGACUGGAAAAAUAUAUCCUGCAGGCACCUUCAAAAGAAAUCAGAGAUUGUUGGUUUACAGAAAUAAGUAAAUUAUUGGUGGAACAACAACACGAGGUGAAAGGUAGCUGCAGCUCUGAGGCCAUCCCCGCCGCAGCCCAGGAAGGCAGUGACCAUGCAGAAGACCUGGAAAGGGACAGCAGCGCACUAAGUCUCUCCGGACUCUUCCAGUUGGACGACAGCUCUGAAAUGGGUUGCUCCAGAGCUGCGCUCCUGGACGCAGGAAGAGAAAGCUCGGAGGGGGAAAAGGAACGCGAUGAGGAUGAAAGGGCACUGAGCAGCGCAGAGGAGGAGCACACGGGUAGCCAGCCACCUGCAGUGCCGGCGAGGGCUGAGGGUCCCUGCGUCCCUUCUCCAAAGAACUGACCCUGGUCACAACAAUCGCUCCAGGCUGGCCAGGCCUCCACACCAUCUUCCUCCUAGGGAGAGAGAGGCUGCAGUGGCACCGCAAUUGCGCUCUCAUUCCUCCAGGGAAAGGCGGCCCACAACCCAGCCGCAGGUGGGCAGCCCUAGGUGGGGAACCAGGGAGCUCCCAGGACCUGCCCAGAGACUUGGGACUCCUGACUUUGGGGGUCGGAUACGUCCCUGUGGGGGCUGCACCCUGGGAAAUCAGAGUGGUGACAUCCCUGGCUUCUACCCAUGCGAUAGCGACACGCCAUGCCAUGCCACCUGCCCACCCCAGAAUGUGACGAUCAAACCAUGCCUUCACCAUUGCCAAAGCCCCCUGCUUGGGGCUGGCACCCCCUAGGCCGGGAGAGCCGUUGGGUGUGGCUGCUCCUCCCCACCUGAGACAGCGCCCAUGCGCUCAUGCG
Molecule: messenger RNA, 3160 nt
Organism: Octodon degus (degu)
Lineage: Eukaryota; Metazoa; Chordata; Mammalia; Rodentia; Octodontidae
Gene: Mcf2l2
Product: MCF.2 cell line derived transforming sequence-like 2
Exons: 25
Coding region: 6-2714 (902 amino acids)
Cellular component (GO): cytoplasm
Molecular function (GO): guanyl-nucleotide exchange factor activity
Source: RefSeq, a predicted model, not a curated record